Empidonax traillii (willow flycatcher) is the source of this 4317-nucleotide messenger RNA. It is a transcript of the gene AP3D1, whose product is annotated as adaptor related protein complex 3 subunit delta 1. The coding region runs from base 156 to 3821 and encodes 1221 amino acids. NCBI's taxonomy places the organism in Eukaryota, Metazoa, Chordata, Aves, Passeriformes, Tyrannidae. The record is from RefSeq and is a predicted model, not a curated record. Gene Ontology annotation, cellular component: terminal bouton; endosome membrane; membrane coat. Gene Ontology annotation, biological process: Golgi to vacuole transport; anterograde synaptic vesicle transport; neurotransmitter receptor transport, postsynaptic endosome to lysosome. The transcript has 32 exons.
CGAGCCCCUCCGAGCCCCCCGGCAUGUGAGCGCCCGGCACCGCUGGUCCCACCCGGCUCCGAGCGGCAGCGGCACCGCGACGGCCCCAGCACCCCCCCAACCCCGACCGGGCCCGGCCCCCUCAGCCCGGCACAGGCCCCGCCGCCGCCACCGCCAUGGCGCUGAAGAUGGUGAAGGGCAGCAUCGACCGCAUGUUCGACAAGAACCUGCAGGACCUGGUGCGCGGCAUCCGCAACCACAAGGAGGACGAGGCCAAGUACAUCUCGCAGUGCAUCGAUGAGAUCAAGCAGGAGCUGAAGCAGGACAACAUCGCGGUGAAGGCCAACGCCGUCUGCAAGCUGACCUAUUUACAGAUGCUGGGCUAUGACAUCAGCUGGGCUGCUUUCAACAUUAUCGAAGUCAUGAGUGCAUCCAAGUUUACAUUCAAGCGCAUCGGUUACCUGGCUGCCUCCCAGUGCUUUCAUGAGGGGACUGAUGUCAUCAUGUUGACAACCAAUCAGAUCCGGAAGGAUCUGAGUAGCCCUAACCAGUAUGAUACUGGAGUUGCACUGACUGGCUUGUCCUGUUUUGUUACUCCAGAUCUUGCCAGGGACUUGGCAAAUGACAUCAUGACUCUGAUGUCCCACACCAAGCCUUACAUCAGGAAGAAGGCAGUGCUGAUCAUGUACAAGGUGUUCCUCAAGUACCCCGAGUCCCUCCGUCCUGCCUUUCCUCGCCUUAAAGAGAAACUUGAAGAUCCCGAUCCCGGUGUGCAAUCUGCUGCAGUCAACGUGAUUUGUGAGCUGGCUCGACGCAAUCCCAAAAACUACCUGUCCCUCGCUCCCCUCUUCUUCAAGCUGAUGACUUCAUCCACCAAUAAUUGGGUCCUCAUUAAAAUUAUAAAACUGUUUGGUGCUCUUACUCCAUUAGAACCAAGACUGGGCAAGAAGCUGAUUGAGCCCCUGACCAACCUCAUCCACAGCACCUCAGCCAUGUCUCUCCUGUAUGAAUGUGUGAACACAGUAAUAGCAGUGCUGAUCUCUCUGUCCUCGGGGAUGCCCAACCACAGCGCCAGCAUCCAGCUGUGUGUUCAGAAGUUGAGGAUACUGAUAGAAGACUCUGACCAGAACUUGAAGUACCUGGGACUGUUGGCAAUGUCCAAAAUCCUGAAAACGCACCCCAAGUCGGUUCAGUCCCACAAGGAUCUCAUUCUGCAGUGUUUGGAUGACAAGGAUGAGUCCAUCAGGCUCAGAGCUUUAGAUCUCCUCUAUGGCAUGGUAUCGAAGAAGAACCUGAUGGAGAUUGUGAAGAAGCUGAUGAUCCACGUGGACAAAGCCGAGGGGACGACGUACCGGGACGAGCUGCUGACCAAGAUCAUCGACAUCUGCAGUCAGUCCAACUACCAGUACAUCACCAACUUCGAGUGGUACAUCAGCAUCCUGGUGGAGCUGACCCGCCUGGAGGGCACGAGGCACGGCCACCUCAUCGCCGCGCAGAUGCUGGACGUGGCCAUCCGGGUGAAGGCCAUCCGGAAGUUCGCGGUGUCGCAGAUGGCCACGCUGCUGGACAACGCCCACCUGCUGGCCAGCAACACGCAGCGCAACGGCAUCUGCGAGGUGCUCUACGCGGCCGCCUGGAUCUGCGGGGAGUUCUCCGAACACCUGGAGGAAGCCAACCAGACCCUGGAAGCCAUGCUGAGGCCCAAAGUGACGACUCUGCCCGGCCACAUCCAGGCAGUGUACGUGCAGAACAUGGUGAAGCUCUACGCGUCCAUCCUGCAGCACAAGGAGCAGGCUGGGGACAAGGAAGCAGCUCAGGAGAUCACCCAGCUGAUGAUCGAGCGCCUGCCCCAGUUUGUCCAGAGCGCAGACCUGGAGGUGCAGGAGAGGGCUUCUUGCAUCUUGCAGCUGAUAAAAUACAUUCAGAAGCUACAAGCAAAAGAAGUUCCUGUAGCUGAGGAGGUGAUAGCCCUGUUUGCUGGUGAGCUCAACCCUGUGGCUCCUAAAGCACAGAAGAAAGUACCUGUUCCAGAGGGCCUGGACCUCGAUGCCUGGAUCAAUGAACCUCCCUCAGACAGCGAGUCUGAAGAUGAAAAGCCCAAAACAAUCUUUCAUGAAGAGGAGCAAAGGCAUUCCAGGCACAGACAGCCAGAGAUAGAUGAAGAGGAGCUGGCCAGACGUCGGGAAGCCCGGAAACAAGAGCAGGCAAACAACCCAUUUUACAUUAAAAGCUCUCCUUCCCCACAGAAGAGAUACCAAGACACUCCAGGGGUGGAACAUAUUCCUGUGGUCCAGAUCGACCUUUCUGUCCCAUUAAAAGUUCCAGGAAUGCCCAUGUCUGACCAGUACGUGAAGCUGGAGGAGGAGAGGAGGCACAAACAGAAGCUGGAGAAGGACAAGAAGAAGAAGAAGCAGAAGAAGGAGAAGAGGGGGAAGCACCACCGGCACAACUCCCUGCACACGGAGAGCGAGGAGGACAUUGCCCCUGCCCACCACGUGGACAUCAUCACCGAGGAGAUGCCCGAGAAUGCUUUGCCCAGCGAUGAAGAUGACAAAGAUCCCAAUGAUCCCUAUAAAGCACUUGACAUCGAUCUGGAUAAGCCCUUAGCAGACAGUGAGAAGCUGCCAGUGCAGAGACACAGGAACGUCGAGACCCUCAAGUCACCGGACUCUGAAGCUCCCCUGGUAGAGAAGAAGAGCAAGAAACCCAAAAAGAAGGAGAAGAAACACAAAGAAAAAGAGAGAGACAAAGGAAAGAAGAAAGAGAAGGAGAAAAAGGUGGUAGAGGAGGAGGAGGAGGAGGAAGAACAAAAAAAGGGGGAAGACUUGGAUUUCUGGCUCUCUACUGCUCCAGCUCCUGCUCCCACACCCCAGGCACAGAGCCAGCCUGCCCCAGGAGCUGCUGUGCUGGCUGAACCUCAGGAGGCCAGGAAGGAAGAAAGGGAAGAGGAAGAGGAGGAUGAGGAUGAUGAAGGAAAGCAGAAAUCCUCCAAGCAUAAGAAGAAAAAGCACAAGAAGGAGAAAGAGGAGAAAUCCAAGGAUAAAAAGAAAUCCAAAAAGAAGAGUCAUCCCAGCGAGGAGGAGCCCCCGGCGUCGGUGCAGAACGGAACACUAGAGGAUGAGCCACUACCACCCAUGUCCAGUUACCGCCUUCUUGCUGAAAAUCCGUACAUUAAAAUGACCUAUGACAUCCAAGGAAACCUGCAGAACGACAGUCAAGUGACUGUGUCUGUCAUCUUUGAGAACAAAAGCAGCAGCUUCCUCAAGAGCAUGGAACUAAAUGUCCUGGACUCUCUCAACACUAAAAUGCUCCGACCAGAAGGAUCCUCAGUCCACGAUGGGAUUCCUGUGCCCUUCCAGCUCCCCCCUGGAAUCUCUAAUGAAGCCCAGUUUGUGUUUACACUUCAGAGUAUUGUUAUGGCUCAGAAGUUAAAAGGAACACUGUCCUUUAUAGUCAAAAAUGAUGAAGGCUCAACCCACGAAAAACUAGAUUUCAAAUUGCACUUCAGUUGUGCUUCAUACUUGAUCACCACGCCUUGCUAUAGUGAUGCUUUUGCCAAGCUCCUGGAGUCUGGAGACCUGCACAUGAGUUCUAUUAAAGUAGAUGGAAUUAGCAUUUCUUUCCAGCAUCUACUGGCAAAGAUCUGUUUUCAUCAUCAUUUUUCAGUUGUGGAGCGUGUGGAUUCCUGUGCAUCCAUGUACAGCCGUUCAAUCCAGGGCCAUCACGUCUGCCUACUGGUAAAAAAGGGAGAGAACUCAGUAUCCAUAGAUGGGAAAUGUAACGAUUCCACCCUGCUUAGCAACCUGUUGGACGAGAUGAAAGAGACAUUGUCCAAGUGCUGAAUAUUCCCUCUCCAGUAUUCCAAGGACAAGGAACACAGCUGAGUGUAAAGAUGAGCAGACCCAAGUGUUAAGUUUCUCCCUUGGCAUGUACUACCCUGGGGCACUGCUUUCAGUUAACUCCACCCUCCCGUGCAGUUUAGGCAUUUUAAGGCUGUAUUUGUUACCUUUUUAUUUCCACGACUUUUUACAAACCGUGAUGUUAACCCUUUCUAGCCCAAAGAGAUCCUGGUGACAUGACUGGAGGAGGGGAGGGAGGGGAGGGCACUAUUUAUUCAGCAGCUCAUGAUGAUCCCAUGACCUUCCAUCUGCGUGGGAACGAGGGAUGAGCAGGACUUCAUCACCAGUAGCACAGUCUGUUGCUUGUGCUUAUGCCAGGGAAGGUUGACUGAAUCCUUAGCCAUGGAAUAUGUCUUCAGGGCUGCUGUAGUUGAUGUACAUUUCUAGCAGAGGCUGGUGCUGGACCUGAAGGCCUCUUUUUUUUGUUUUGGUUUUUUUU